This is a messenger RNA of Abrus precatorius (Indian licorice), 810 nucleotides long. Its product is annotated as transcription repressor OFP7-like. Gene Ontology annotation, biological process: negative regulation of DNA-templated transcription. The record is from RefSeq and is a predicted model, not a curated record. The transcript has a single exon. The coding region runs from base 1 to 810 and encodes 269 amino acids. NCBI's taxonomy places the organism in Eukaryota, Viridiplantae, Streptophyta, Magnoliopsida, Fabales, Fabaceae.
AUGGCCAAACGCUUCAAACUGAAAUUCAAUGUCCCUUCCUUUCAAAUAUGUCGCUCAAAAAACCUUUCCUCUUUCCCAGGAAAUCCAGUUCCUGCCAUUUACCGUCUUUCUCCCGUGAACCCCAAAGCUCACGACAUAGGGUAUUCAAACGCGCCUUCUCCACCGCCACCGUCAAAGAUCACGUCCCUAGCACGUGGCUGUCAAAUGUGCCGCGACAAUAACGAGAAGAAAGUUAAAUCCCGAGGCCGCAAAAGCACGUCGAGCGUUCCGUUGAGGAGAAGCGAUUUUCUAAUCGACAAAGUCAACGAAGAAGAGAGCGAAACUCUGAUUUCUUGCUCGACAAGUUUCUCCAACGAGUUUUGUCAUGGUGAGGAGAAAGAUUUGAGUGGCAGGCACGGAAGGAAGAUGAGCAGCGUGAAUAGGGUUCAGAGAGUGAGGUUUCAGAGUUCGGAGAAUCGCAGAGGGGCGGAAACGACGCAGGUGAAGAAGAAGACUGUGACAUCGUCAAGGGCGUCCGUGACACGGAGCAGUGUGGAGGGGGAGGUUAAGGAGAGCUUUGCCGUGAUGAAAAAGUCCAAGGAUCCUUACGAAGACUUCAAGAAAUCGAUGAUGGAGAUGAUAACGGAGAUGGAGAUGACUGAAGCGAAGGACUUGGAGCAACUCUUGCAGUGUUUUCUGGCUUUGAAUUCACGGAGUUAUCACGCAGUGAUUGUGCGAGCGUUCAUGGAGAUUUGGCAACAAAUGUUCACUUGGAAACCUACGUCCAUCAACGAUCUUCAAACAGACAUUAAAUCUCAUAUGCAACAGUGA